Phytophthora nicotianae INRA-310 is the source of this 834-nucleotide messenger RNA. Its product is annotated as ribosomal protein L1. The record is from RefSeq and is a predicted model, not a curated record. The coding region runs from base 1 to 834 and encodes 277 amino acids. Gene Ontology annotation, molecular function: structural constituent of ribosome; RNA binding. Gene Ontology annotation, biological process: translation. The transcript has 4 exons. Gene Ontology annotation, cellular component: large ribosomal subunit. NCBI's taxonomy places the organism in Eukaryota, Oomycota, Peronosporomycetes, Peronosporales, Peronosporaceae.
AUGACCAUGCGCGUGCUCUCCGCCUCGAGCGCCAUCAAGACCCACGUUGCACGUACCACCUCGUGCUGGGUGCGCGCGUCUUCGACACUCGAGACGCCUAGCUCCAAGCCCACGCGCUCACCUACUGCGCUGGGCCUCGUGCCUCGUCGCUCCAAUGUGCCAGAGCCUCCUAUCGAUAUUCAGACCGCUCUAAGCAAAUGCAAGGCCCAGAACGCGCGCAAAUUCGAUGAGACCAUUGACUUAGCAGUCCAGCUGGGCGUGGAUCCGCGCAAGCCCAACCAGAGCGUGCGCGGCGUGGUGAGUCUGCCGAACGGCACUGGCAAACCAGUUCGCAUUGCCGUGUUCGCCCGCGGACCCAAGGCUGAGGAAGCCAAGGCUGCCGGCGCUACUAUUGUGGGUGCCGAGGAUCUCGUGGAGCAGGUGCAGAGCGGCAAGCUGGAGUUCGACCGCUGCAUUGCUACGCCCGAUGUGAUGCCGCUUGUGGGUCGUGUGGCUCGAAUUCUUGGCCCUCGCGGUCUGAUGCCCAACCCAAAGCUGGGCACGGUGACACAGGAGGUCGGUGAUGCUAUUGCGGCGGCACGUGGCGGUCAGGUGGAGUUCCGCGCUGAGAAGAAGGGUAUCAUCCACGCUGGUGUAGGCAAGAUGAGCUUCUCGGAGGAGGCGCUGCUUGAGAACGUGCGAGCCUUCAUGGUCGCACUCAGCGACGCCAAGCCGGAAGGUGCAAAGGGCAAGUACAUUAAGGCUGCUCACUUGAGCUCCUCGAUGGGCCCGAGCUACAAUUUGGACAUCAAGUAUCUGGAUCCGGCCUCGACGUCUUUCAUGCGCUUCGAGUAA